UCCAAUCGGCUUUUCCAUUGCCAUUUGUUGUAUCGUCUUGUGUAAUUCUUCUCUGGGUAGCGAGAAGUUUCCUGAAACCGUGCGAAUUUCUAGAGAGAGAAAUGGGGAAGCAGCCGGUGAGGAUGAAGGCGGUGGUCUACGCCCUAUCGCCCUUCCAGCAGAAGGUGAUGCCGGGCCUCUGGAAAGAUCUCCCCGGCAAAAUCGGCCACAAGAUCUCUGAAAAUUGGCUCAGCGCCACUCUCUUGCUUGGCCCUCUUGUAGGCACCUACUCGUAUGUCCAGUGGUACCAAGAAAAGGAGAAGAUGGAGCACCGAUACUGAAGUUGACGUGCUGAAAUUCUCGAAGCAAAACUCCAUUUUCGAAUUUUACCAGUCAAUAAGCUGCGUUUUGUUCGCCCUGCUGCUGCUGCGGUGGUCAUCUGUUAGUACUGAAGAUAUCAGUUUUUCUUGACCUUUAUCAUAUGUAUUAAUCGAAAUGCUUGAAGAUUCAUGACUUUGUUCUCGCAUUUUAUGAUUCCAUGGACAUAGAAUGAUACUGCAUGUUGUCUCUGUGACACAGUUGUUGCUUCCAUGGUCCGAUGCUUAGGGUUAAUUACAAAACUUCCCUUAAGGUUUGUCCAAA
Molecule: messenger RNA, 621 nt
Organism: Sesamum indicum (sesame)
Lineage: Eukaryota; Viridiplantae; Streptophyta; Magnoliopsida; Lamiales; Pedaliaceae
Product: cytochrome b-c1 complex subunit 8
Biological process (GO): mitochondrial electron transport, ubiquinol to cytochrome c
Cellular component (GO): respiratory chain complex III
Source: RefSeq, a predicted model, not a curated record